UACUAGGCCAAGCUCUGAUGAUACUCUGCAGUGUUUCUCCUUCUCUGCUAUUUCUCAUUUAUUAUUAGACAUUAGUGAUGAUCUACUGAUGAGGGGUUGUCUGUGUCUCCAGAUAUGUCUGUAAAGAGGGCAACUCCAUUUCCUGUCCGUCAGAUGACAUUUAUGGCUAUCGUUGCCCAGCUGGAUUUUAUUGCCCCACUGGGAGCAGUUUGGAGAUUCCAUGUGACCCGGGGACAUUCAGCCCUAUGGCCGGAGCAAGUACAUGCCUCCCCUGUCCUGCAGGGAGCAGCUGUAUGCAUGUGUCUACAGUGGAGCCCCUCAACUGCCCUCAAGGUAAUUAUUGUCCAGCCAUGACUGCAGCACCAAUCCCAUGUCCGACUGGCACUUUCAACCCUAUGGAGGGAGCCCUGUCAUUGGCUUCAUGUAAACGGUGCCCAGCUGGCAGAUACUGCAGAGGAGAGGCCAACUGGGAGCCUGAUGGCCUGUGCUCAGCUGGAUAUUACUGUGAAGGAGAGGCAACAGACAUCAUCCCUCAGAAAACUGUCCGCUUUCCGCUCAAUGGCCCUUGUCCUCCUGGCCAUUAUUGUCCUGAAGGGACGCCGUCACCAAAACCUUGUCCUAUUGGCACACUGAAUAAUAGCACAGGAGGCUCUUCCUUGGACAGCUGUGUUUCAUGCUAUGCAGGACAUUUCUGUGCCAGUGCUGGGCUGAGUUCGCCGACGGGACUGUGCGCUGCCGGAUUCUACUGCCCAGGAAACUUCACUUCCGCCAGUCCCACUCCGUUUCUGUGUCCUAAGGGCCACUUCUGUCCUUCCGGGUCUUCCCAUCCCAAACCCUGCCCAACUGGACAGUUUCAACCAAACACUGGAUCUCAUUCCUGCACCCUAUGCCAACCAGGAUUCUACUGCCAGGAAGCUGUGGCUGGCCACCCACAGCACUGCCCUCCACACUCCUAUUGUCCUGCUGGGACACUCUAUCCUUUACAAUGCCCAAAUGGGACCUACACACCUGUGGAAAUGAGUGGCCUUAGAGAUAAGGUGGAGUGUCUGCCCUGCCCACCUGGGCAAUACUGCAGGGGAGGAAAACUACAAGGGCCAUGUGCAGCUGGACAUUUCUGUCUGUCUGGCAGUUCAGAAUACUCACCCUACCUGCAGAACUUCAGCCGCAGCACCCUGACUGAGUGCAACUGGGGACAGAUGUGUGCUGGGAUCUGCCCGCCAGGUUUUUAUUGCCAAGAGGGCACUGUGCUGCCUACCCCAUGCCCUGGAAACACAUUGAGGAGUUCCCCUGGAGCCAGGCACAGGAAUGAGUGCGUGCCGUGCCCUCUUGGAUACUGGUGCAAAGAAGGGAGCCCAGUACCAGUGCCAUGUCCGGCUGGCCAUUACUGCAGUGUCCAAAGCUGGACAAAUGCCGGCAAUCCAGCUGGGCCUCAGGAGUGUCCUGUCCAUACUUAUCGAGGUCUUCCUGGGGCAGAAAGAGUUGGAGACUGCCAGCCCUGUCCUCCUGGGUAUUACUGCAGAAUUCCAGGUAUUAUUUUCUAUGAAGACUUUACAUGCCCUCCAGGGCACUGGUGCCCAGGUCUGAGUGAUCCGCUGACCUGCCCUGCUGGUACGUUUAGGACUGAACCGGGUGCUGCAUCUAUUGAAGACUGCCAAGAUUGCUCGGUAGGAUAUCACUGCCCUGACCCAGCUGUGACAAUGGCAGCCAACAUCCAUGGAAUCCCCUGCAGACUUGGCUAUGAGUGCCCACCUGGAUCAGUGAGUGAAACUAUAUGCAGAGCGGGAGCAUACUGUCCGCCUCGCACAGGAAGUCCUCCUCGGUGUCCUGGUGGCUACUUCUGUCCUGAGGGCUCUUCUACCUAUAACACCAGUGCACAGAUCUGCCUGUUCCCAUAUUACUGCACCCCUGGCAGUUCCCGUAGGACUCCUUGUGCUGGGGGCUAUCGAGCUGUUCAAACGUCAUCCCUCCGGGAUUCUGCAGAGGCAUCAUGUAGAAAAUGUGAAGCUGGAACCUAUCGCAACAGCAGUGCCACCGAUGCCUCCUGCCAGCCCUGUCCAGCCGGAUACAGCUGCCCACCAGGCGUUGAGAGCUACCUGUCAUACCCCUGUCUGGCUGGCCACUACUGCCCUUCCAGUACCAUACUGCCCAUUCCCUGCCCACCUGGCACUUUUGGCAACAGCACACAGGCAAUAGAGCCAACUGACUGUCACCCAUGCCCAGCUGGCACCUACAACCACUUACCUGCUCAGGUGUCAUGCUUUGUGUGCGGAAGUGCCUCCUAUUCUGAAUCAGGCGCCCAGAGCUGUGUGUGCCAGGGGCGGAAUCGUGCGUUCCAAGAAUCAGACGGAUCUUGUAUCUGCCAGGCCGGGUUCGUGUUUUAUGAUAACCGCCAACAACAGAGAUCAGACAGUAGCAGUGAUCAGGAUUGCCAACCACAGGUGGAGGAACGCUGUUCUGCGGUUGAAGUGCGCCUGGCAGCCACGCGGAAGUGUGUUUCUGCAGAGCAAUAUGACUGCACCCCGUUCUGCGGCCCGCUGGAGGGAGAACUCAUCGCUGAACUUGGAAUGUGUCGCUGUGCACAGUACAUCUCUGCAGAGGAACUCUGUGACCAGUUCUGUCUGAUAAAGGCGCCCAAGAUAUCCAUGAGUAUUGGCUCCAAUGGGCAGUUUCUCCUGCAGAUUGAGGAUUCGGAGAGGAGGAGGAGUAGAAAACUGGAGGUGCUGAAUGUUCUGGGUCCAGAUCACAUCAGGAACAGUGAGCGAGUGCAGCUUGUAGUCUUUGCCUCCACUGGAAUAUUUGGUGUAAUAGUUUCCAGUUCCCAGGUCAUUGAGGCAUUUCUUACAGGGGACUCUUGGUCAGUGCCAACACCAAGAAAAUCUAAAGAGCGGGAACAGAUUGUGACAUCAGUGCACUCGGGAUCUCUUCCCAGAAUACCCAACCCCAUUUUGUGUUUCAAUGAGGGGGACCUGGUUCUAUUCCAACUAAGCAUUUUACCCAACGAACGGGCAUCCAGCCAUUAUCCCAUAUAUCAGAAAGAUCAUUUGUUUAAUUCCAACCCGCACUGGGACUUCGGAGCCUUUCGGAGACUGGACUAUCUUAUCAGAGAGACCAACGUGAACAUUUCUAGGUUUGCUCAUGUGUUUACAACCCCUGGUGCAUACGUAUUCCAAGAUAACGGGAUUAGGGAACGCUCUCUGUUUAUUACUGUGAAGGGCAGAAAUGUUCAUUGUGACCCCGCGGCUUCCCACAUCCAGCCUUCUUCCCCCUAUCAACUUACCAAAAACGGCUUUGUUCCCCAACAGAAACUGAAUCUGGCCCCCAACUGGGGGGCUAUUGUAGGGGUUUUGUUGCUGCUCUUCAUAGUAAUGAUUGUUCUGCUCAUCAUAACUUUGCUGCUGAGACCCUCAUUGCACAAGGUCAGCCCCAUGAAAAACUGGAAGCCCAGAUGGAGGAGUCUGGGAGAACCGUACAUCCCUCCAGAAUAUGUACUGACACAAGACAGUCUGCAGUUUUAUGAAACGGUGGGCUGUCAUGGUUCUGGAGAGGUGUUUGAUAUUGGAAAGAAGGAAAUCACCUACGGAUUAGAUGAGAGGAACACAAAACGAGUCCUAGAGGAUUUCAGUGUAAGAACGUUAUUUGACAAACUGGAGGACCAAACUCUUCACUUAACAUCUCAACUUGGGAGACAUCGGAAUGAGACCCUCUCCUUCUACAAGGCUUUCAUUCAAAGGAUUCAGCUACUUAAGGACAUGAUACAGAACCUGGAGCUUGGUAGCAGCAAAAACUUUGAAUGGAGAAAAGUCCCCUUAGAUGGAGAAUUGGAGAGUGUGAGGACAAACAUCACGUCACAGCAGAGUGAAGGCUCAGCGAGAACUAUGACCCGUGAUUCCCACACAGAUCACAUACAAGGAGAAUUUCUGCAAGAAGCCACUGCCCUUAUGAAAGCCCUAAAACUCGCACUAAUGAAAACUAGCACAGAGCUCACAGUAAAGAAAAUGGGGACAGAAAAGAAGCAGCAACACAAGGGUGUGAUAGACACAAGCGAACGCAGUGCGGACAGGCUCCAAGAUCAGAACCAGACCAAGAAGAACCCAUAUGAAGGCAUCAUAAAUGGGAACUUAUCAAUGCUCUCAAUGGAAGGAUUACAUUUGCAGCCAUUGCAGUUUAUGACAGCGCUGUACAGGGAAGAUAAUCUAAGGAGGCUAAUAUCAGCCAGUCCCCUAACCAAGACCCUGGAGGAGAUCAAGGAAGCCCUUAAAGCACAGGCUCAAGAGAAAGAAAUGAAGAAAACUGCUAACUUAGCCACCACUGGUGACCUUGUUCCCAUGAACAUAGGCCAGCUCUCUCCACGUCAGAUGGUUAUUUACCAGUUUGGCUCAGCGAUCCUCCAUUUUGCAUGUGACAGUUGCUCCCAGAAUUCUCUUCUGCUUCUUAUAGCUCAGGAUAUCCCCAGAGUCCAGAGCUCUGUGUGGGGGAAGGAGGCUCUGCGACUAGGAGAAUCCUAUUAUGACACAGAAAACAACAUAUUGUUUGUACCGAAAACAUCCCUGGAACAUGCAGGAGAGCUUGCAGUGUGCAUCAUACAUGCAGUUGCACAAAUCAAAGCAGGCCAGCAGCAAUUGCCAGUUAAUUGUGACUAUCUACAUUGUAUGAACAGAGCUGUUAUGGAGAUAUGCCAAACAUUCUUCCGCUGUUGGGGUACACAGAGCACAACAUUAAUGGAUAAACAUGAAAGGGACCCUGAAGUGAGAUCGCUGGUCCAAGACCUCCUGUUCAUACACAAACCACCAGACCAGUAUCACCUGUUGAAAAGAUGCGAUCCGAAUAACAGAAUGAAACUGUGGAAAGAAUUUGGGAGCACGCUUGGCAAGAACACAGAUCGUGAGAGAGGGAAGCACAGAGAAGAUGAUUCGGACAGAACUGUUCUUCAGCAGGAGGAAACUCUGGAUGGUCUCAAUGAAGAAUUCCUCCAGUUGGUAUCUCAGGCUUUACAAAACAAGAAAGAGAAGAAGGAGCUGACCAAUGAACUGCAGUCUGCUAAAGACCCAUCUGUGUUACACAGACUGUCAGAGAAGACACAUAUGGGAGUCAUGCUUGAGAUAAAGAGACGCUGCACUGAGGAGAAGAUCCGCUCUGCAGAAUCUGGCCUCCUUUAUCUCCAGGAACCAAACACCACGUCCUCCUCACCUUCACCUGUAUCAUGUGAAGCCCCCGAGCCUGCACCCCCCGAGAUCUGAUACAGAGGACGUGCUUUGCUGUGAUGUAUGUGAGCCGACAUGAAGAGGCUCGUGUUUUCUGGCACAUCAGUCUUUUCAUGGAUCUACGUGUACAAUACAACUUCUAGAAAAACACCAAUAUAUAUAGCAGGGUGUGGUGUAGAUUAUGGCCAGGUGGGCCAAAUAGAACCAGAACUGUUCACACUGUGAAGUAUGAAGGUUUACUCGGAGCUGGAAGGUCUUCUUUUCCAUCAUAAACCCAAAGGGGGCUAUUUUUGAUUU
Messenger RNA from Rana temporaria (common frog), 5498 nucleotides. RefSeq lists its product as uncharacterized. Lineage: Eukaryota; Metazoa; Chordata; Amphibia; Anura; Ranidae. Bases 246 to 5237 code for a protein of 1663 amino acids. The transcript is spliced from 33 exons. The record is from RefSeq and is a predicted model, not a curated record.